GCCAAAAGUACAAGGGCCCGCCAUUUACACUAUAAAUCCAUGAAUAUACCUCAUUCAAUUCCCACCUAAUUUUCCUUAAAUCCUACUGUAUCUGGCAGAACAAAAAAUGGCUAUAGAAAGGCCAAAGUUACAAGAUGAUCAAAGAAACAAAGUUGCCCAGUGGCUGUUAGAGCAUAGCAGUGAAGGCAAACUUCGCCAUGGAGCAAAAAAAGAGGCGGCACUUCACUUCAAAGUAAACUUGAAGACCAUUUGGAGGAUUUGGAGCCAAGUCUCCAAUCAAAGAGCAUCCGGUGUACCUGUCCAGGUUAAAUCAAUUAGAAAAGGAUGUAUACACAAGGAUAAGAUGCUCAUUGAUGGUGAAAAAGUCAAAAAACUUUCAGUUUUAGAAAGAAGUACACUGAGAUGCAUGUCGACUCACCUAGGAGUGUCUAAAUCUUUGCUUCAUCAAUGGGUGAAGGAGAAAAAAUUGAAACCACAUACAAAUGCCAUAAAACCCUUCCUUACCACACAAAACAAGCUAUGUAGGCUGAGGUGGAGCCUUAAACAGUUGAGUGGGGUCAGUGAGGAUGGUUUUAUACCAUUUCAAAGUAUGUACAACACCAUCCACAUCGAUGAAAAAUGGUUCUAUCUUACCAAAACCAAUGAUAGAUACUACCUCCUGCCCGAUGAGGAAGAACCACAUAGGACAUGCAAAUCAAAAAGGCAUAUUGAAAAAAUCAUGUUUAUGUGUGCUGCUGCGAGGCCGAUCAUUGAUGAAGAUGGCACAGUCAUAUUCGAUGGAAAGUUAGGCAUUUAUCCUUUCAUAACCACAGAGCCAGCACAAAGGAACUCGAAAAACAGAGUGAAAGGUACGCUGGAAGUUAAGGCAAUUGCAGCAAUCACUAAGCCCAUCAUUAGAGACUGCCUUAUAAAACAGAUGGUUCCUGACUUCAUGGCCAAGUGGCCGAAGACAUCAAGCAAGCACAUAUAUAUCCAACAAGAUAAUGCCAAACCACACAUUCAAGCAAAUGAUCCAGAGUUUCAAGCGGUUGCAAAUACUAAUGGAUUUAAAUUCCAAUUAGUAUGCCAGCCAGCUAAUUCACCGGAUACAAAUGUCAACGACCUCGGGUUUUUCAGAGCUAUUCAGAGCCUAAAAGAUCAAAAACCAGCCAAGAAUGUCGAGGAGUUACUAGAGAAUGUGAAAGCUGCGUACGAGGAAUACCCACCAGAGAAGCUCAACAAUGUUUUCCUAACCUUACAAGGCUGCUAUCAAGAGAUAAUCAAGUGUAAGGGUGGGAACAACUACAAGAUUCCACAUAUGAAUAAAGAAAGAUUGUCCAGGCAGGGGAUUUUACCACGAUGUAUUCAAGUUGAAGAAUCACUUGUCAAGGAAAGUCUAGAGUUCCUACAGAUGGAAUCAAGUGAAGAAGGCGAAAUUUUAAGGCUUGAAGAUGUCAUAGAAGGGCUGAAUGAAGUGUUACUUAUAGACUAGAAUUCUGUAGAAGCCUAUGUAAUUACAGGUGAAAAUGUUUACAAGGACAAACACCAUGCAUGUUUUUGGGGUGUUUGGAAUGUAAACUUUUUGUAGAUGUUGCCCUCAGACUUUAACAUCAUCACUGGGCUAUUACAAUUA
Messenger RNA from Salvia miltiorrhiza (redroot sage), 1612 nucleotides. RefSeq lists its product as uncharacterized. NCBI's taxonomy places the organism in Eukaryota, Viridiplantae, Streptophyta, Magnoliopsida, Lamiales, Lamiaceae. The record is from RefSeq and is a predicted model, not a curated record. Gene Ontology annotation, molecular function: nucleic acid binding. Bases 107 to 1471 code for a protein of 454 amino acids. The transcript is spliced from 2 exons.